Molecule: messenger RNA, 1118 nt
Organism: Pieris napi
Lineage: Eukaryota; Metazoa; Arthropoda; Insecta; Lepidoptera; Pieridae
Exons: 3
Coding region: 113-820 (235 amino acids)
Source: RefSeq, a predicted model, not a curated record
UAUUCAACAAGUAUUAUCUUAUCAAUAUGGGUUAUGACCUAAAUAGUUUUUAUUAGUGUAGCAUUAGUAUGGAGAGAAACGUAAUAAAUCAAGUAUUUAGAUUUUAUUAAAUAUGGAUUCAUUAGUAACAUUUUUAAUUGCUAUUUUAAUUUUGGAUAUUACUAGUAGCGAAGAUAAUGCAACUGUGCUGUACUACUAUGGUUUAGAGGAAAGUGAGCGUGGUUUGCCUCGAUGUGGGCAAGGGCAAGCGUGCUCCGCAUUAGUAGCACGUUACUGGCGUCCGCGUGCGCUACUACGGCUUUGUCGAUGCACGCGACGUCAGCGCUGCGACACACCUGCACCCUCCGAUAGACUUAUUGAAAUCAACAAUCGUGCUUAUUUACAGUUCUGCACUCCUGUCUCAACUUGGCCGGAGUGUAGCCCAAUCGAUACUCCACUUCACGUCGAGACAUCUCACAAGAUACUGAACCCAGACGAAAUAGAGCAAAUGCAUCAUCAGAACAUACAACUCACGCCGCCUAAAAUAACUCUUUCUUGCCGAUGUCGGUAUCCAAACUAUUGGAAGAUAAAAACUGAAGUAGACAAUAAUGCUACAUAUCAUUGUUCAUCUCUGCCCCUUUGCAAAUCCGGCGACUUUUGCGGAAAUGUCGAUAAUUAUCUACUAACUCUAUAUCAAUCUUGUUUGUGUCCCAAAAAUCAUAUUUGCGUACAUAAUGGCGGUGUAACACACAUACAAAUAACUGAAUUGCUAUACCAAGGCCUUGGUUGGAAAGCUUUUUGUCAACCGAUUAGUGAUGAUUAUAGCUAUGAGGACAUUUAGGCAAUCGUUUUGGUUUUAUGAUAUUUUUUGUAAACUUUAUGCAAAGGAAUGUAUGUAUAUAAUGUACCUAAAUUUCUUAUUAUCACAAGAAUUACCAGUAUUGAGGCAUUCAAAGCAUCAUCAUUACUGAACAUCAAGAUGCAAACCAAAGCCAUUCUCGGCAUAGUAAUGCACCAUGUUAUUAAUUCAAGAUCCAGGACUAACUUUAGAAGGAACCAUGAAACUAGGAUCUGUGCGAUAAGAUAACCGUACUCGGAUUUCAGGUUCUAAAAUACGUUUUAUUUUAACAGUAAUCAUC